UUUCUGGCCUUACAAGAAGCCGCUGAAGCAUUCCUCGUGAGCUUAUUUGAGUCGGCUCAGCGAUGUGCAGUUCACGCUAAACGUGUUACAGUGAUGCCUAAAGAUAUCAGGCUAGUGGCAGAUUUACAAAACAUUCCAAUUGACCGAAGUUAUCAACAAUUGCAACAAUUGAGAACGAUGACGACUAAUCGGCCUAUGUUAACGGCAGCACCCUGUCCAUCGAAUAGGAAGCAUCGGAACAAUAACAAUGAUGAUGAUGAUAAUGAUAAUAAUGUCAGAUGAUGACUGUUUUCUAGUUGAUUUUUGUAAUUUCAUCAUCACUGUUGUUGUUGUUGCUGCUGCUGCUGCUGGUGGUAGUGGUGAUUCUGUUUUAUCUCCGAUCCCCACUUUGUUUCACUUCUCUUCUUGUUCCAGUGCACAUAAUCCUCGCCCACAUUCACUCUUUGUGAUAUAUAAUAUCCAGUCAACUUCGAUUGUCCUUCCAUUUUUACUACUGUUCUUUUUGCUCUACAUUUCUGUUUGUUACUUCUCUUUUUCUCUCUUCUUGUGUGGAUGUGGAGAGUGGAACUGCUGCACAUCUGUGCAAAGUUCUAGGUUGAAACUAGUCAAUCAAUUCUCCCCCACUCCCGCCCUCCCCGCCUGUCCCUCUGUGCUACUUGAUCUUUGCCUAAUUCCCAAUUGUGAUAUUUUUGUGGAUACGGUAUUUUCCUUGUUAUAUAUUAUGUUAGGUUGCAGUUUUGUGAAUGCUUCACUACUUUUAUAUCAAAUUGGAUGCAUUUUUGUGAUUGUGCGAUGACCUUAUUUGUACAUAGUGACUUUAAAUGCUGUAUGGCUACCAACAGUCUGAGUCUGUCUGUCGGUGAACAGACUUUUUUUGUAGAUAAUUACUACCAGUGUUGUAUCGUGG
Trichobilharzia szidati is the source of this 907-nucleotide messenger RNA. The record is from the annotation of a GenBank genome assembly. Lineage: Eukaryota; Metazoa; Platyhelminthes; Trematoda; Strigeidida; Schistosomatidae.